Molecule: messenger RNA, 513 nt
Organism: Plenodomus lingam JN3
Lineage: Eukaryota; Fungi; Ascomycota; Dothideomycetes; Pleosporales; Leptosphaeriaceae
Source: RefSeq, a predicted model, not a curated record
AUGGCUCGUGAGGAAGAGUUGGGCUUCGAUAUUCUGAUGAGGAGAAUCAGCUGCGUGUGCCUACACAUGGCCAAUGUGUCGAGUAUGGAAACGCGAACAACUCAUAUACUUUCUGCGUCGUACCUGCUGGCUCUGAGCACGUCGAGAAGCACCCUUUUACGUACGCAGGUGCAACGUGUGCUGCAGCUCGACGACCGAAAGAAGUUUAUGAUAAUUCCAAUAACUAUGGGCCGAUUCAUAUGGUCACAAAUAUCUGGGACAUUGAGAUUGCCAAGGUUACUCCCAAUGGCCUUACAUCAGGCAUCGUGGCACGGCAAGCAGGCUGUGAUCACAUCAAGUCUCGUCAGGAGGCCCUGUGCCUUGGACUUAUACGAUAUGACGCGCGUGGUCCUUCACCCCAAAGGUGCUGGUAAAGGGAUUGCCAGUAUGAAUGAACACAACAUCGAUAGAGCGAAGGGAGUAACUACCUUGAGUGUUGUCGGCGGGGAAGCAAUUGUCUGGUCAGAGCUGUGA